GCAUUGACGCUUUCGUUCAGACACUUGAAUCCCCCUCUUCCCCUCCCAGCAUGGCUGCAGACUCGAUGGAGAUUGAUGACGCUCUUUACAGCCGCCAGCGAUAUGUGCUGGGAGACAGUGCCAUGCACCAGAUGGCCCAGUCAUCGGUCUUUCUCAGUGGCAUGGGUGGACUGGGAGUAGAGAUAGCAAAGAAUAUUGUUCUGGCAGGCGUGAAGGCAGUCACCCUUCAUGACAUAAAGCAAUGUGAGACCUGGGAUUUGGGCUCCAACUUCUUUAUACGCAAAGAGGAUGUGUUUAGUCAGAGAAAGAGGGUGGAGGCAGUGUGCCCUCGGGUCGCAGAGCUUAACCCCUAUGUUCAUGUUGACAUGUCUUCCUCUAGUCUGGAUGACAACACUGAUCUCAGUUUUCUCAGAAAGUAUCAGUGUGUUAUUAUUACUGAAGCCAGGUUGAGCCUACUGAAGAGAGUAAAUGAGUUCUGCCAUUCACAAAAGCCUCCCAUCAGAUUUAUUUGUUGUGAUGCAUAUGGCAUCUGUGUGCGGGUGUUUUGCGAUUUUGGAGACGAGUUUGAGGUAUCUGAUCCCACAGGAGAGGAGCCCAAAGAGAUCUUUAUCCAAAGUAUAACUCAGGACAGUCCUGGUGUGGUAACCUGCAUGGAUGAUCAACCUCACGGUUUACAGACAGGCCAGAGUGUUGUCUUCAGAGAGGUCCAUGGCAUGGAAGAACUCAAUGGCACUGUACGACAGGUUUCAGUCCUUUCCUCGCAGAGUUUUGCAAUAGGAGAUACAACCCAACUACAACCACAUGCACAUGGAGGUUUCUUUGUCCUCGUGAAAACUCCAAAGACAUACAGAUUUGAAACAAUAGAGAGACAGUUGUGUGAUCCUCAGUUCCUGACCCCAGACUUCAGUAAGCCAGAGGCUCCACUACAGAUCCAUGUUGCCAUGAUAGCACUUGACACCUUCCAGGAGCAACAUGGUAGACUUCCCAACAUUGGGUGUUUACAAGAUGCUGAGGUUUUGCUGAAGCUAACCGAGGAAGUAAAUGCUUCUUUUAAGAACAAAGCUCCUGUAAAUGCUGAAUUAGUGCGCUGCUUGUCAAGAACUGCGAUGGGAACUCUUCCACCAUUAGCAGCAGCUGUAGGAGGCCUAGCCAGCCAAGAAGCUCUGAAAGCCAUCACAGGGAAGUUUUCACCACUCCAGCAGUGGUUUUACCUUGAUGCCAUUGAAGUCGUCGGGCCUCUUCAGUCACUUUCCUCUUCAGAGUUUUUCCCCAGGGGCGAUCGAUAUGAUGGAUUACGAGCUUGCAUUGGUGACUCAAUGUGUCUUGAACUGCACAAGCUCAGGGUCUUCAUGGUUGGCUGUGGUGCCAUUGGCUGUGAAAUGCUAAAAAACUUUGCUCUACUGGGGGUUGGAUUGUCCCAGAGCUCAGGGGAGGUGUGCGUUACAGACCCUGACCUUAUAGAAAAGUCAAACCUCAACAGGCAGUUUCUCUUCAGACCACAUCAUAUACAGAAACCGAAGAGUUCCACAGCAGCAGAAGCUACUUGUGACAUCAACCCAGACCUGCACGUGGAUGCACAUCUCAACAAGGUGUGUCCAGCCACUGAGAACAUCUACAGUGACUCCUUCUACUCACAGCUGAACUUAGUGGUCACUGCGCUGGACAACGUGGAGGCCCGGAGAUAUGUUGACAGUCGCUGUGUAUCCAAUGGAAAACCUCUCCUAGACUCAGGCACCAUGGGAACAAAAGGACAUACAGAAAUUAUUGUGCCAAAUUUGACAGAAUCCUACAAUAGCCAUAGAGACCCACCAGAGGAGGAAAUCCCAUUCUGCACCCUCAAGUCUUUCCCCUCUGUCAUAGAGCACACCAUUCAAUGGGCCAGAGACAAGUUUGAGAAUGCGUUUGUCCACAAGCCUUCCAUGUUCAACUUAUUCUGGCAAACCCACUUCUCAGCUGAAGUGGUGCUACAAAGGAUGCAGGCAGGAGACAGCCUGGAGGGGUCAUUUCAGGUCAUUAAGCUGCUAAGCAGACGGCCUAACAAGUGGGAACAAUGCAUUGCUGCUGCCCGUCUGAAAUUUGAAAAGUAUUUCAAGAGAAAGGCCUUACAACUGUUGUACUCUUUCCCACUGGACACAAGGUUAAAAGAUGGAAGUUUGUUUUGGCAGUCCCCCAAAAGACCUCCAACGCCCAUUGAUUUUGACUUGAAAGAAUCUUUGCACUUUGCUUUCAUUGUCAGCACUGCUCGGCUCUUCGCAGGAAUUAAUAACAUCCCUUACUCAGAAAAGGACCUCUCUAUAGAAGCUGUGACCAGGAUUCUUUCAGAGAUCAAGAUACCAGAGUAUAGGCCGUCAGAGAAAUAUGUAGAGACAGAUGAGUCAGCAAGGAAGCCUGAGCAGAUGAAGAUGCCUCAAAGCAGUGAAGAGGAGCGGGAGGCCAUUACACAGUUGCAGCAGGUCAUUGCUGCCGUCAGUGCCACACCUGAGCGAUUACAGAUGUCUCCACUGCAGUUUGAGAAGGACGAUGACAGCAACGGCCACAUGGAUUUUGUCACAUCAGCCUCUGCUCUCAGAGCGAGGAUGUAUUCCAUAGAGCCAGCUGAUAGACUCAAGGCCAAACGCAUUGCUGGCAAGAUCAUCCCUGCCAUUGCCACGUCAACCGCUGCUGUGGCCGGACUGGUGGCCCUCGAGUUAAUCAAGGUGGUUGGAGGCUAUGCGUUUGAAUCUUUCAAAAACUGCUUCUUUAACCUGGCCAUCCCUGUGAUGGUGCUCACUGAGCCUGCUCAAGUCAAACGGACUCUCAUCAGGGACAACAUCUACUUCUCCAUCUGGGACUGUUGGACUAUUUUUGGCCAUGAGGACUUCACACUCUCUGACUUGAUCAAUGCAGUGAGGGAGAAAUAUGGAAUUGAACCCACUAUGGUUGUCCACGGUGUGAAGAUGCUUUAUGUGCCUGUGAUGCCUGGACACUCAAAGAGACUUAAAUUGACGAUGCAGAAACUGAUCAAGCCAUCAGUAGACCGCCGCUACGUUGACCUGACUGUGUCAUUCGCUCCAGAGGCAGACGGAGACGAGGACCUCCCUGGUCCUCCUGUCAGGUACUACUUCACCUGUGAUGGAGAGAAGCCAUGACACCUUUCUAAAUGUCAUCCUCAAACCUCUUGUGACCUUACUUCUCUUCUAUGUAAAUUGUGCCCCAAUAACCUUGGCCAGGGUCAAGAGCUUUCCCUCAAGAUUUUAUCUGAGAAAGGCAAAGCUCCUGGCCCCAACACAAGCCCCCCCAUGUACUUCAUGGUGCAAGAAAAAACUAGCCCUGAUCCCAGUUUUUCUAGCAGAGGCUGCUUGUAGCACUUAACUGUAUCUGUGUAUAUAUAUUUUCUCUCUUCUGUUUUCUACUCUGGUGAAAUGCACAGCUCUACCUGUGCCAAUGCCUUAAUUGAUAAAUAACCUCAGUAAGAGUCUGACUAAAGAUAAUGUUGCUAGAAACCUGCAUACUCCCAAAAUAAUGCCUCAUGAGUCUUCUUUUCGUUUUCAAUGUGGAACUGUAGGAGUGCUGUAGUGGGUUUGUAGUCUGGAGGUGUCACAUCUUCCUCCUCCGAUUCCUCUCAUUGUUUUUUUCGUGAACACAGGAUUAUCCAGUUGUUGGUGUUCUCUCCUUACAUCAACCACUCAAGAUAAAGAUAGUAUAAAGAUACUCAAAGAUACCAUUUAUCAUUGUUUGUAGACGAUUGUUCUCUUUUGUCAUAUCCCAUUGAUUGCCUCAUAAAACAUUUCUAUCAUAAGGCAUUGGUAUUGCCAAAAUAUUAAAGAGCAACACACAGUGCAGCUUCUUGAUUAGCUUUAUCACGGAAUCGAUUUCAACUGUUAUGCAUCAGCAAGGAUCGCCACUUCAGAAAAGCAUUAAUUGCAUCCCAAUCAAAUUAUGUGCAUGUAAUGCUGCAGAUGUGUGGUGAUCCUAACAGUAAACCACAUGUAGAUGUAGCUGCUAAUCCUACCUGUCUCAUUAAAUGCAGAGGAAAAGACUACUUUUACCACAUUUGGGAAAACGGCAUGUUCUUCAUUAGAUCAAGUAAUGGCAUGAGUUAAAACGGUUGUUUCACACAGUUGUAUCGACAUCUGGGAUGACACUCCUACUCUUUUAAAACCUAUAGAAUCAUUGAUUUCCAUGUAUCUCUUGCAUUUGUUCAUGUGUCCAUGAUAUGUAUUUAUUUACUUGAUACUCAUUUUUGUCACUUUUUGUGUCAAACUGAGCCUGUGUUGAGCUGAGUCAUGGUGCACUGGUUAACUGUUGAUCAACAGAUGGAAGUUUAUCUUGCCCUUCAAUCUAUUAACAGUUGAACGUUGUGGAAAGGUUCUUUUGAAGUAGUCUUGAAAUCUUUAAAGUCACAUUAAAUUUUCUGCCCAUAACCAGAGGUGGUGAAUUUCACUUUGCAGAGAAAAUGUCUAUUUUAUUGACAAGAGUUCUUGUGCAGCGAAAGUGUAAAAACAAAACAGUAUUAAUGAGUCACAAUGAUAAAAAUGUAUGUUCUUGUGACAGACAACUCAACCAACGCUCCAAUAAAAUGUAAGAUUUCAGGAUGUCCUCAAAAA
Messenger RNA from Solea senegalensis (Senegalese sole), 4586 nucleotides. RefSeq names its product ubiquitin like modifier activating enzyme 6 (gene uba6). Bases 51 to 3128 code for a protein of 1025 amino acids. NCBI's taxonomy places the organism in Eukaryota, Metazoa, Chordata, Actinopteri, Pleuronectiformes, Soleidae. Gene Ontology annotation, cellular component: SUMO activating enzyme complex; cytoplasm. The transcript has 31 exons. The record is from RefSeq and is a predicted model, not a curated record. Gene Ontology annotation, biological process: protein sumoylation. Gene Ontology annotation, molecular function: SUMO activating enzyme activity.